AUGACUCACACUGACUUCCCACACCCAGUGGCUCACACUGACUUCCCAUACCCAGUGAUUCACACUGACUUCCCAUACCCAGUGACUCACAAUGACUUCCAACACCCAAUGACUCACACUGACUUCCGACACCCAGUGGCUCACACUGACUUCCCACACCCAGUGAUUCACACUGACUUCCCAUACCCAGUGACUCACAAUGACUUCCAACACCCAAUGACUCACACUGACUUCCCACACCCAGUGGCUCACACUGACUUCCCACACCCAGUGAUUCACACUGACUUCCCAUACCCAGUGACUCACAAUGACUUCCAACACCCAAUGACUCACACUGACUUCCCAUACCCAGUGACCCAGACUGACUUCCCACACCCAAUGACUCACACUGACUUCCCAUACCCAGUGACUCACAAUGACUUCCAACACCCAAUGACUCACACUGACUUCCGACACCCAGUGACUCCACACUGA
Molecule: messenger RNA, 474 nt
Organism: Haliotis rufescens (red abalone)
Lineage: Eukaryota; Metazoa; Mollusca; Gastropoda; Lepetellida; Haliotidae
Exons: 1
Coding region: 1-474 (157 amino acids)
Source: RefSeq, a predicted model, not a curated record